CAUUUAUAGGGUUGGAAUUUUUAGAAAGAUCUGGGCUUUGCAGGGGGAAAAAGCAAUUUCUUUUCUCACUGUCUUAACUUUCAUAUUUUUCCUUCACACAUUCACACACAUCUUUAAAUUCAGACCAAGAUCAUCAUUCAUCUGUAACUAACAUUCAUUCAUCUGUAACUAAAUAAUUUCAUUCUGACCACCAUGGAAAGAAUGGGCUUAUUCUAUUACGGAACCUUUCAUUAGUUAUACCUUCACUUCGUCCUUCCUUUGGUAUGAACACAGGUGGUUACAAUGUAACCUGAUCUUUCUUCAGUGUUACAGUUCUUAUAUUUAGGGGGUAAGUGACAGGAUUAAGUCAAGAGUAGUUUUCCCUAGGAUUCUUCUGUGAGUCACACUUCACUUUGGGGAUACCAGACUACCUCUGAUUUCAACAAAGGAAAAUUCUGAUUUCAAAACUGCUCUCCCAGUACCCGAGACCCCAAAACUCAAAACAUCUACAAGAAAAAGUAAAGAAAUCAGGAAACCCAAAGGGAAUUAAAGAGAGACCUCUUCACUCUCAAUUAGCAAGUCUCAUCACAUAAUGUCAUUUGAGAAGAUGAACAAUUUCCAACUGAAUGAAGAGUACCUAAAACCAGAAACCAAAGAAAUCAAUGGAAUUCUCAUGACCAAAAUGAUAAAUGAUAACUGGGACAAAAUUUGGAACUUCCAAGCCAAGCCUGAUGAUCUGCUCAUUGCAACAUAUGCAAAAGCAGGUACAACCUGGACACAAGAGAUUGUGGAUAUGAUCCAAAAUGAUGGAGAUGUAAAAAAAUGCCAACGAGCGAACAUCUUUGAUAGGCAACCUUUUAUUGAGUGGAUUCUGCCUCCACCCCUCAAUUCUGGUCUAGAUCUAGCUAAUAAAAUGCCUUCUCCAAGAACACUGAAAACACAUCUUCCUGUCCAGAUGUUACCACCAUCCUUCUGGGAGCAAAAUUCAAAGAUAAUCUAUGUGGCAAGAAAUGCAAAAGAUUGCCUGAUAUCUUAUUAUCAUUUCUCAAGAAUGAAUAAAAUGGUGCCUGACCCAGGUACCUUGGAAGAAUUCAUUGAGGAAUUCAUGAAUGGAAGAGUGCUCUGGGGUUCCUGGUAUGAUCAUGUGAAAGGAUGGUGGGAUGCAAAAGAAAAACACCCCAUUCUUUAUCUGUUUUAUGAAGACAUGAAAGAGAACCCAAAGCGGGAAAUCCAGAAGAUGAUGAAGUUCAUGGAGAAGGAUUUAUCAGAGGAAAUCCUCAAUAGGAUCAUUUAUCACACUUCUUUUGAUAUCAUGAAGCAAAAUCCCAUGGCAAAUUACACUGCCUUGCCUACAAGCAUAAUGGACCAUUCCAUUUCCCCAUUCAUGAGAAAAGGAAUGCCAGGAGAUUGGAAGAACCAUUUUACUGUUGCCCAGAAUGAGAAAUUUGAUGAAGAUUAUAAGAAGAAGAUGACGGGAACCACUUUGACUUUUCGCACAGAGAUCUAAGAGGGAAAAUAAUGGAAAUUCACUAAAAUUUUCCUCUGUAUUUUCUCCAGUAAUCUCAUGACCACAUGUAUACUAAGCCUUUUCCUUUCUAGCUUUUUUUUACCAGCCCUCUAAUCUCUCAUCAAUUAAUCAACCAACAAUUUUUAUCAAGCAUUUAUUGCAUACUAAACACUAAGCUAUGCACUGGUGACACAAAGACAAAAAUGAAACAAUUCUUGCUUCAUUGAGUUUCUGUACUCCAACAAUAAAAGUUAAUUAUGUCUAGGUAUGUAGAUAUAAAUAUGCAUAUAGAUGUUUAUAUCUAUAUAUGUAUUAUAUGUGUGUAUAUAUG
Messenger RNA from Sarcophilus harrisii (Tasmanian devil), 1817 nucleotides. Its product is annotated as sulfotransferase 1C1. Lineage: Eukaryota; Metazoa; Chordata; Mammalia; Dasyuromorphia; Dasyuridae. The coding region runs from base 572 to 1486 and encodes 304 amino acids. Gene Ontology annotation, biological process: sulfation. The record is from RefSeq and is a predicted model, not a curated record. Gene Ontology annotation, molecular function: sulfotransferase activity. Gene Ontology annotation, cellular component: cytoplasm. The transcript is spliced from 8 exons.